Messenger RNA from Penicillium malachiteum, 228 nucleotides. RefSeq lists its product as uncharacterized. The transcript is spliced from 2 exons. The record is from RefSeq and is a predicted model, not a curated record. The coding region runs from base 1 to 228 and encodes 75 amino acids. NCBI's taxonomy places the organism in Eukaryota, Fungi, Ascomycota, Eurotiomycetes, Eurotiales, Aspergillaceae.
AUGAGCAAGCUAGACGACCAUUGGACAACCUAUCAACUUCCCUCCUCCAUCUCUCAGUUGUUGUUUCAAAUGUUUACUGCAGAGGGUCUGGCACUGCUUUGGGUGUUUAUCUUAGGCCAAAGUGGAUGGGUUGGGCUCGACAGUGCUAUUCUGACUCGUGUUCGUGGCUGGUUGGCCGAUUGCUCCGCCUCACUUUUCAGGUUCGCGCUGAAGCGCUCAGCCCGUUGA